GGGUAUGCUUGUGCGAGGGAAAAAGGGGAAUUUCUCUGCUAAAAGAGAAAAAAAUAUUUAUAUUCUGUCAAUAGCAGACUGCGAUUCCCUGCGAUUGUCGAGGAAAAUUCGUCUCGAGAGGAAGUUCACAGUCGAGAAAGUAGAAACCAAUCACCUUCUUCGCUGAGAUUGUGCGUGAAAGGAUAAGUGAUAGCUGAAAAGGCGAGGGGACAGCCCCUGCGGCUGCGAAUUUUCUGCUCGAGAAGAGGAGAGAGAGAGAGAGAGAGAGAGAGAGAGAGCUAUGGCGGAAGAUGUUCGGUGUUGUGAGUCGAAGUUCUUUUUGUUCCUGUUGAUAAUCGUAGGACUGGUGGCCUUCGCUGGACUCAUGGCUGGGCUCACUUUGGGUCUCAUGUCUCUUGGCCUUGUUGACCUCGAAGUUCUUAUGAAGUCUGGCCGCCCUCAGGAUCGCAAACAUGCUGCUAAGAUAUUGCCAGUGGUAAAGAAUCAGCAUCUUCUACUUUGCACACUUUUGAUUGGUAACUCUUUGGCAAUGGAGGCUCUUCCGGUAUUCUUAGACAUGAUCGUACCUCCUUGGGUGGCAGUCCUUGUCUCGGUUACUCUUAUUCUCAUGUUUGGAGAGAUAUUACCGCAAGCAAUUUGCACUCGUUAUGGGUUGAAAGUUGGGGCAAUAAUGGCACCAUUCGUUCGCGUUCUUCUCACGGUUUUCUUUCCCAUUUCAUAUCCAAUUAGUAAGGUUCUUGAUUGGAUGUUGGGUAAAGGGCACGCUGUACUCUUGAGGAGAGCAGAGCUCAAGACUUUUGUGAACUUUCAUGGCAAUGAGGCUGGAAAAGGUGGAGAUUUAACUCACGAUGAGACUACUAUCAUUGCUGGGGCACUUGAAUUGACAGAAAAGACAGCCAAAGAUGCCAUGACAUCGAUAUCAAAUGCAUUUUCCCUUGAUCUGGAUGCAACUCUUGAUUUGGAGACACUCAAUGCUAUUAUGACGAAAGGCCAUAGUCGAGUUCCUGUUUAUUCUGGAGAUCCAAAAAACAUAGUUGGACUAGUUCUGGUUAAAAAUCUGUUAACUGUUGAUCCAGAAGAUGGAGUUCCCCUUAGAAAAAUGAUUAUUAGAAAAAUUCCACGGGUUUCUGAAGAUAUGCCUCUAUAUGACAUUUUAAAUGAAUUUCAAAAGGGCCAUAGUCACAUUGCUGUGGUAUUCAAGAAACAUGGCUACCAAUCUGAGGCAUUGCUGAAAAAAGACAAUGGUGUUGACUCAGCUGCUGGUGCUGCUACUCAUAAUUUUGCGAUGAAAAUGGAAUCAGUUGAUGCUCAAACAAUAGCUGAAAAGGCCGGGGGCCAACAGACGAAGAAAAGUCCACCAGCUACUCCUGCCUUUAAAAAACGACACAGAGGUUGUUCAUUUUGCAUUUUAGAUGUCGAAAAUGCGCCUCUUCCUGUCUUACCUGCUGGUGAAGAGGUGGUUGGUGUCAUUACUAUGGAGGAUGUGAUUGAAGAACUUCUUCAGGAGGAGAUAUUAGACGAGACAGACGAGUAUGUCAAUAUCCACAACAGAAUAAAAAUCAACAUGCAACCAUCUCCGGAAAAACCAAGCACCAAUCCACCUCAGCUUUCCCCAAAUGUUAAUACGUGACUGCUUUGUUACCCAGCAAUGCCGGGUCGGACAAGUUUUCACGGGGUCUUCCGAAUUGGCUACUGCAGCUCUUCCCCAUUCUCUUCACUAUGCCUGCCUUCGAUAGUCAGGUUUUACUAAAACUUUUUUCUUUUAAUCAUACAAGAGAUUUAAACUGGAAGAAUGGAAGGUGAAAUCUAGAUAAGAGUUAGCUGUAGCGUAAUUUAUCUCUAUGAUGGCAUAGAGAUGUAUAUUUUCCCAAGGUUAGAUGAUUGCAUUUUGGAAAUGACGUUCUUUGAUUGUAUAGGAAUAAUAUGUAGUUAUCUUCAAUCCAAAAGCAUGUGUAUCAAUCAAUUGACUUGUAGUUUUUUUUGGAAUGGAAUAAUCUUCUGUACUACAAUAAAUACCAACUCUUGUUAUCAUUAUGUCA
Messenger RNA from Cucurbita maxima (winter squash), 2039 nucleotides. RefSeq names its product DUF21 domain-containing protein At1g47330. The coding region runs from base 281 to 1630 and encodes 449 amino acids. The record is from RefSeq and is a predicted model, not a curated record. Gene Ontology annotation, cellular component: intracellular membrane-bounded organelle. NCBI's taxonomy places the organism in Eukaryota, Viridiplantae, Streptophyta, Magnoliopsida, Cucurbitales, Cucurbitaceae. Gene Ontology annotation, biological process: magnesium ion homeostasis. The transcript is spliced from 12 exons.